GCCGAGGAGGCCUGAGAGGCGGCGGGGCCGGGCCGGGCUGAGCCGGGCACCGGGCCGGGCUGUGCCGAGCGGGGCUGUGCUGGACCCAGCCGUGCCGCAGCGCGUCUCUCUGAAGCUGGGAAAUGGCAGUGAUGGGAAUUGCAUGCCAGGGAGCUCCUGAUGCAGCUGUCAAGCACAAGAAGGAGCUCACGGCGGCCGAGGGGCUGAAGGAGACAGCAAGCGAAAAGCAGAGCAGCGUCUGCAAAGUGGAGGAUCCAAAGAAGGCCAUCUUUGACAGCCAGUGGAAAAUCCUGAAUGAUGUAAUCACCAAAGGAACAGCAAAAGAAGAAACAGAAGGAGGCUGUGCAUCGAUUUCUAUCAUUGCCCAGGCAGAAUGUGAAAACAGUCAGGAGUUCAGCCCCACUUUAUCAGAGAGAUCCUUUAUUGCCCACAGCAAACGUUACAGCAGCCGCUCGGACAGCCUCGACCACAUCCCCAACAAUGUGGCCCACGCCACCGAGGGGCAGAUGGCCCCAACCUGCUGGAGGGGCAGGCACAGGGGCAGGGCCAGGAAGAAAAGGCACAAGAAAAGGUCCAAGCUGAAAGGACAACCUGCCACUGGUGGCAGGAGAAGCCCCAGAACUCCAGAACAGGAGAGCUGCACCCCCAUUCCCGUCCAGGAGGAUGAAUCACACCCAAGUGCUCUUUACAGGAACAGUUUUUGGGCUUCAGAAUUUAACAAGGACUCUGUUUAUGAUCCGCUGCCCUUUGAGAAACCUGAGGGAGCUCUGCCCACGGGCAAACCCCAUUCCCCCAGGAGCCACUACAAAACUGAACUGCACAAGCUCAUCAGCCCCAUUCAGUGCCUCAGUCACGUUUGGAGACAGAGGGACACUGUCCCCCAGCCUGAAACUCUCCAUCCCUUUCCCUACAACAUCCUACCCCCCCAUUUCCCCCCUCUGGACAGUACCCUCCCUGCCAGGAAGCGGAAUGCUCUGGAGUCCUGCUUCCCUGCUGACCUCAGCUAUCGAGACAGUCGCCUCUCUGGCCUCAACUUGGAGUACCCUUUCCCCAAGUGCCUCAGCCAGUCCGUGAAAAGCAGCUCAGACAAACUCUCCGUGGAGGAAUAUUUGGUGGACGCCUUGAAGGGGAGCGUGAGCUUUGGGGAACCCCAGAAUUUAGCCAGCCUGGCCAAGACCUGGAGAGGAGGUGGGCUGGAGCCCAGGAAGCAGCUCUGUGAAGAAAGUGCCAAUGAAGGAGUGCUGCUGAACGAGAAACUGAAGCCAGUGGAUUAUGAGUACAGAGAAGAGGUUCACUGGACCAAAUGCCACGGUUCCUUGGGCAUUGGCUCCUUUGGAGAGGUGUACAAGAUAGAGGACAAACAGACAGGAUUCCAGUGUGCUGCCAAGAAGGUCCAGGUGGAACAUUUCCGAGCGGAGGAGCUGACGACGUGCGCGGCCGUGACGAGCCCCAGGGUGGUGCCCCUCUAUGGUGCUGUGAAGGAAGGCCCCUGGGUGACCAUCUUCAUGAAGCUGAUGGAGGGUGGCUCGUUGGGGCAGCUCAUUAAGCAGAGUGGCUGCCUGCCAGAGGACAGAGCCCUCAGCUACCUGGGCCAGGUCUUAGAGGGGCUGGAGUAUCUUCAUGCUCAAAACAUUCUCCACGGAGAUGUCAAAGCUGAGAACGUGCUGCUGUCUGAUGAUGGGAGCAGAGCCCUCCUGUGUGACUUCGGCCACUCUGCUCACCUUCAUCCUGACGGGCUGGGGAAGUGCCUGGUCACAGGGAACUACGUGCCAGGCACGGAGACCCACAUGGCCCCCGAGGUGGUGAUGGGGAAGCGCUGUGACUGCAAGGUGGACGUGUGGAGCAGCUGCUGCAUGAUGCUGCACAUGCUCAACGGCUGCCACCCCUGGACCCAGUACUACAACCACCCCCUCUGCCUGAAGAUCGCUAAAGAGCCGCCUCCUCUGAGGGAAAUUCCACCUUCCUGCAACCCUCUCACUGCUGAGAUCAUUAAGCUGGGGCUGGAGAAGGAGCCUCUCCAGAGGGCAUCUGCAGCAGAGCUCAAAACCAAGACCAGCGUGGCACUUGAGGAAGUGGGAGGUGUGAGAAGCCCCUGGAAAGGCGAAUACAGAGAGCCCAGACGUUUAUCUCUGAACAAAGAAAACAACCCCCAGACAUCCCUGUCCCCCACAGCAAGCCCAGUCUCUGGGACUGCUUCUGACCCAAAACUGUCAGUCAAAACCUCCUGUGCCAGCCCAGUCCUACCACCACCACCCCUGGAGCAACCACAGGAGGCCGAGGGCACCCGUUGGAACGAGGACAAGGAACCCCCCGAGCCCUGGGAUCCCCCACCUCUGUCCUCAACCCCUGUGCCCCUGAGGAGCUGCAGCCACGUGGAGAGAGCCACAACCAUUUCAGAACAGGAGCUCCAGCAGCUGGAAAUCGAACUGUUUCUGAACAGCCUUUCCCAGCCUUACUCCCUGGAGGAGCAGGAGCAGAUGCUCUCCUGCCUGAGCAUCGACAGCCCCUUCGUGUCGGACGCCAGCGAGAGGAACUCCAUGAAGGCUUCUCAGAGCUUGAGGGACACUAUGAGCUCUGGGAUUCAUUCCUGGAACAGCCAGGCAGACGGGCAGAGCUUCAGCUGGAACAACCUGCUGAGCCGCAGCCGGCACACCGACACCCCCAGCUACUUCAACGGAGUAAGAAUCCAGAUCCAGUUGCUCAGUGGCGAAAAUUUACACAUCAGGGAUUUCCACAGGAAAAAGGUGGGAGACAUUGCCACGGGGAUAAGCAGCCAGAUCCCAGUGCCUGCCUUCAGCCUGGUCACCAAGGAGGGGCACCCCGUGCACUAUGACAUGGAGGUGCCCGACUCUGGCAUCGACCUGCAGUGCACCCUGGCCCCCGACUGCAGCGUCAGCUGGACCUGGCGCGUCAAGCACGGCCGGCUGGAGAACAGGCCCUGAGGUGGUUUGGAGGUUUUUUUCACCUCGUGGAAAGAAGGAAUCCCAAAAGCUUCCAGCCUCCCCUGCCGUGGUGGAGCAGCAGGUGGCGUGGCCGGUGUCUGCGCCGCCGC
Empidonax traillii (willow flycatcher) is the source of this 3052-nucleotide messenger RNA. It is a transcript of the gene MAP3K14, whose product is annotated as mitogen-activated protein kinase kinase kinase 14. Gene Ontology annotation, molecular function: protein serine/threonine kinase activity; ATP binding. The record is from RefSeq and is a predicted model, not a curated record. Bases 123 to 2942 code for a protein of 939 amino acids. Gene Ontology annotation, biological process: protein phosphorylation; positive regulation of canonical NF-kappaB signal transduction. Lineage: Eukaryota; Metazoa; Chordata; Aves; Passeriformes; Tyrannidae. The transcript is spliced from 16 exons.